AUGAGCUCGUCUGAAAAGUCCCGUCAAAGUUGGACUGCUUUUUCCAAGUCCUUGUUCGCUGUCGGUAUCUUCGCGCAGGUCGCGGUACUGCUUCUCAUUCUAGGCUCCUACUUGGAUCUCUACCCUUCUAUCAACUCGCCACUUCCAGAUCGUGAAACUGCGCAUAUCAGUGAUGGAGGAUUAACUUUGCGACACGUCAUUCAUCACGGCGCAGGCCAACCGGGACCGCGUGCGAGGAGGCUGGAUGUGACAGCCGGGAGAGUGGUCCAAGCUGAGGCUGCCGGCCAGUUCGGACCUUUCGUUGUCAAGAAAUCCCCCAUCACUAUCGAGAAGCCCUCGAAAUUCCACAAGUAUGAUGCUCAAAGACCGAUUUGGUCGAGAAUGUCGCCAAUAUGGGUCGCCGAGGAUGUCGACGCCCCAGAUGUCGAAGACAAAGACACCGUCAUUAGUCUGGCAUCGAUGUCCGAAGAUGCCUACAAGCCUGGUCCCGAGGAUCCGGAAUGGAUGGAUGUAGAUGAAAAUUUUAAUUCAUCAGUGCCAUUUGGGUGGGACGACAGUGGUAUCAGGGGCCAUGUGUUCAGCGACGACACAAACGGAACCAUCAUUCUCUCUGUGAAGGGCACGACAGUCGCCAUGUUCGAAGGAAACGGGACAUCGGGUCACGACAAAGACAACGACAACCUGUUUGGUUCCUGCUGUUGUGGCCAAGGCGGCUCGUACUGGUGGAAACAGAGCUGUGACUGUAUGACUGGUUCUUACACGUGCGACGACAAGUGUGUAAGGGAAGAGCUGAGAAAGCCGAAUCGAUACUAUCAAGCGACGUUGGAACUGUUCGAGGAGGUGUUGCGGAUUUACCCAGAUGCAAACAUCAUCACAACUGGACACAGUCUGGGCGGCGUUCUUGCCUCUCUGAUCGGUCUUCAGCAUGGUAUUCCUGCGGUUACGUUUGAAGCAUACCCGCAAGCCAUGGCAGCAAAACGUCUUGGUCUUCCCGCAGCUGGUGAUGUCGCUCCGCUUCGGAAGAACACUGGCGGUUUUCAUUUCGGACAUACGGCAGAUCCAGUGUACACCGGCACCUGCAAUGGCUUCUCGAGCUUCUGCUCCAUUGGUGGCUAUGCUUUUGAGACGCUGUGCCACACCGGAAAGCGCUGCGCUUACGAUGUCGUCAAGGACUGGGGGUGGCGACCGAGUACAUCAACCCAUCGCUUGAGGUACGCUAUCGACAACGUUUACAGAAAGUACGAGAAGGCGGCAACAUGUGUGGACGAAGAUGUCACCUGUGUUGACUGCUUCAUGUGGAAGUUUGAGGACGGUACACACACCACGCCUGCGACCACAUCGACACCCACUUCCACAUCGCGCACUAGGACAAGAACCGAGACCUGCAAAACGCCUGGCUGGUGGGGAUGCCGUGACGAAACUUCGACGACCGCAACAGUCACCACGACGACAACAGACCCUGUCAUUACGUCUACCUCCGAAUCGAGUACCACCAGUACUUGCAAAACGCCCGGCUGGUUUGGUUGCAAGGAUCAGACCACCGCAACAACGACUUCAACUUCGUCAGAAGCGACCACAACAUGUUCAAGCAAAGGCUGGUUCGGUCGGUGCAAAGACGGUAUGCCUGUAACAACAACACCAGCAGCGGAAGGAUUUGCCUAUUAUCGUACGGUAGUCGCAACAGCAACUCAGACAGCAACAUAG
Messenger RNA from Boeremia exigua, 1704 nucleotides. RefSeq names its product autophagy related lipase-like protein Atg15. Gene Ontology annotation, biological process: neutral lipid catabolic process; multivesicular body membrane disassembly; macroautophagy. The transcript is spliced from 2 exons. The record is from RefSeq and is a predicted model, not a curated record. The coding region runs from base 1 to 1704 and encodes 567 amino acids. Gene Ontology annotation, molecular function: glycerophospholipase activity. NCBI's taxonomy places the organism in Eukaryota, Fungi, Ascomycota, Dothideomycetes, Pleosporales, Didymellaceae.